CCCGGGAGUCUCGCGGUGACAGACAGCUGAGCUCAUCGGUAGAAAAGAAAGGAAUUGCAAAUGGAGGUGGCAAUAAUGAUCAUUCUUUGAACGACAAAAAGGUACAUCUCGCCAUGUCUGAGUCUCUGUAUGAGAAGUUUUUAGCGCCAGAUGAGCCUUUCCCCCUCCUCUCCCAAAGAGCCAACCUCAGUGAUGUGGGAACUCUGGAUGUGAGUGACUUCGGCUGUCAACUCUCAUCUUGUCACAGAACAGAUCCUCUACACCGCUUCCACAGCAACAGGUGGAACCUCACUUCCUGCGGGACCAGUGUUGCCAGCUCAGAGUGCAGCGAAGAGCUCUUCUCCUCCGUGUCCGUGGGGGAUCAGGACGACUGCUACUCCCUUCUGGAUGACCAAGAACUAACAUCCCUGGACCUGUUUCCAGAGGGCAGCGUUUGCAGUGAUGUGUCCUCCUCUAUCAGCACCUACUGGGAUUGGUCCGACAGCGAGUUUGAGUGGCAGUUGCCAGGAAGUGACAUUGCCAGCGGCAGUGAUGUUCUGUCAGACAUCAUCCCGAGCGUGCCAAGUUCCCCCUGUCUGUUUUCCAAGAGGAAGCCUAAGCCCCACCCUCACCGCAACCUGGAUGAGUUACCAUGGAGUGCCAUGACCAACGAUGAACAGGUGGAGUACAUUGAGUACCUGAGUCGGAAGGUGAGCACAGAGAUGGGCCUGAGAGAGCAGCUGGACAUCAUCAAGAUCAUCGACCCCUGUGCUCAAAUCUCUCCCACCGACAGCGAGUUCAUCAUCGAGCUCAACUGUCUCACCGACGAGAAACUCAAGCAGGUGCGUAACUACAUCCGAGAGCACAGCCCCAGGCAGCGGGCCAGCAGCACCAGAGAGGGCUGGAAGAGGAGCAGCCACAGCAGUGCCAGCACCGGCGGGGUCAGCGCAGCCAGCAGCAGUAACGCCAGCAUGGUCAGCUCUGCCAGCUCCUCCACCGGCUCCACAGCCUCCAACUCUGUAGCAGGUGGCCCAGCGUCAGCCUGUAGUGGAGGCAGUGUUGCUAACAUUAGCAGAGCUCACAGCGAUGGCAACCUUUCCAGUGCUGCAGAACGUAUACGAGACUCUAAAAAACGUUCCAAGCAGCGUAAGCUUCAGCAGAAAGCCCUCCGGAAGCGGCAGCUGAAGGAGCAGCGGCAGGCCCGCAAGGAGCGCCUGAGUGGACUCUUUCUGAACGAGGAGGUGCUGGCGCUGCGCGUGACUGAGGAGGAGGACCGCGGCGACGACCUGGACAUACUCAUGUGACACCAGUGAACCAAUCGGUGCUCCCUCUACGCCUGUUCCCUCCCCCCCGCACGGCCGCUGCCAUAGAGCCCAUAGACCACGCUACUCCCGAUCACUGCAUGCCAUUAGCUUUGAGUAGGCUAACGUAAUGCAUUUUGUAAGAGUAAUGUCUGCUAGGCAGUAAUAGCUUGUAGUGGCUUCUGACAUAGCUUUGACAUAUGGCUUGCUAAUGCUAGUGUAGUACCGCUAGUGCUUAAACUGAUAGCCCCACUGCAAUCACUACUAAGCUAGCUAUAGCAAUAAUGCUAAAAAUGCCGCGAAUGCUUUGACUAGACACCGACCUCAGUCCAGCCUGCUUAUAGCCAGUUAUAAUGCUGUGACCACCUAGAAGCUCGCAGAUGCACACAAAUAUACACUACUAAAGACAGUUAUGUCCACUUCGUGCUGUUAAGAAGAGGAUUGCUUCUAGAUGCUGCAACAGCGUAUAUCCAUUGCUACUAAUACAGCCCCCGCCGGCAGAAGGACAGAUCAGGCAAGAGAAGCAGAGUUUGGCCGCAUUAUGCCGACGCUGCUCUGCGGGAACCAGUUGUUUUUGUUUUUUUUUCUUCAUAACAUACAGGGGAGCUAUGUGCAAGGUGGCAGUAGAUUCCACCCAUCUGCCUACACAUGCAUCCAUACUCACAGGGCUAUAUUCUGCACUGGCCAAACUCUCUUAAACUUAAACUGCUGCAGGUAAUGUUACAGCACGAGUAUACAUCUGAAGGCCUACAGUCCAAGUGGCUUGAGUGGAAAGUGGGGCUGCUCUAUUACGG
Molecule: messenger RNA, 2074 nt
Organism: Sander lucioperca (pikeperch)
Lineage: Eukaryota; Metazoa; Chordata; Actinopteri; Perciformes; Percidae
Gene: fam199x
Product: family with sequence similarity 199, X-linked
Exons: 8
Coding region: 114-1283 (389 amino acids)
Source: RefSeq, a predicted model, not a curated record